AUGGAAUUUUUCACAGGCGAGAGGUUCGCUUCACGAGCACGGCAUCUGCUCAACAAGCAUCAUGUUCCAGGACUUGCCGCCGCCAUUGUCCAAGGCGACAGGAUUGAGACAGCAGCAUACGGGAAAUCAUGCAUCAAUCCACCUCGCGAUUGCACGCCGGAGACUCUUUUUGAUGCAGCUUCGACUUCAAAGAGUAUGACGGCAGCUGCUGUCAGUCUUCUUGUCGAUGAAAAUGACAAAUAUCGAGGCAUACAGUGGGAUACUCCUAUGUCAACACUUCUACGAGAUGAUUUUGUGCUUGCAAGUGAGGCUGAGACUGCGACUGUAACUGUAGAAGACAUUCUCAGCCACAGAAGUGGAAUGGCACCACACGAUUUUUCGUACAUGAGCCCAAGGGCUGCUCGGCCCGAUGAUGCCAAGUCUGUGACGCGAAAUCUGAGAAACCUAGACACAGCCGCUCCGGUCCGCUCCAAGUACAUGUAUUGUAAUAUGAUGUUUACAGCAGCUGCGUAUCUCGUGGAGGAAUUGAGCGGCACUAAGUUCGCUGACUUCCUCCAUGACCGGUUUUUCCAGCCUUUGGGAAUGACUUUGACCAACCUUCAACCCUUCAGGGCCCGACAAAAAGGGCUCAGCGAGUUGAUUGCUACUGGAUACACGUGGGAUGAGAGACUCUCAGCGUAUACAGAGAUUCAGUGCCUGGAUUGUCCUGAAGCACAAGGCGCAGGCUCCAUCAUUACUUGCGCAGCAGAUUAUAUCAAAUGGAUCAAGGCACUCGUGAACCAGGAGAAGCCCAUCAGCGAAGCUGCAUACCGCGAUUUGCUGCGUCAGCGUACGCUGAUGAAUCCGGACGCCGAAAAUCUUUCUCCCCGCACGUCGCCAGAUGUUUACGCUGCUGGACUGAUUACAUAUUACUACCGCGGCUUUCUCGUGGUAUGCCACCCUGGCGGCGUUCCUGGCUUUGGUUCACAUAUCUUCUUUCUUCCCGAGUUCAAGUUUGGCGGCGUCAUCUUCACAAACUCGCUCGACGGACAACGUGUCGCCAUCACUCUUGCGUCUGAAUUAAUUGAUGAACUUCUCAAUGUACCAGCUGUUGAGAGAUUCGAUGGGGGUAAGGCUGGCUCGCUGGCACAGGAAGACUCAGGGGAGGCUGAAGAGCCGCCGGCUCGAUGCCAAUCUCAAUCAGUACCUACUGAGCGGCAGAGACAGGUCUUCCCACUGACAGCAUACAUUGGGACAUUUACUAAUGUUGGAUAUCACACUUUGGAAGUAGUUAUUCGACAUAACAAACUGUACAUUGAUGCAUCGGAUCGAUCAAUGGGUUUCACGCUGGAAUUCGAGCAUGUCAGCGAGCAGCGGAAGUAUGCGGCUAGGAUGAAGCUUUGCGAUGAGCUCGGAGGUAUCAAAGGGGGUCUGAUCAAUGCCGAAUUUCGACUGGAAAAAGAAAGAUUUAUGAUGGGGCUAGAUCUAGAGCCAAACUUGGGUCGACUAAUCUGGUUUGAGAGGAUCACGGGUGGUUUGCCGGUCGAUGAACUGCGUGAGAUUUGGCAAAGCCAACAUGUCGCCUAA
Molecule: messenger RNA, 1566 nt
Organism: Pochonia chlamydosporia 170
Lineage: Eukaryota; Fungi; Ascomycota; Sordariomycetes; Hypocreales; Clavicipitaceae
Product: beta-lactamase family protein
Exons: 2
Coding region: 1-1566 (521 amino acids)
Source: RefSeq, a predicted model, not a curated record